CGGGAAACAAUGUGCGGUAGUCUCAUCACUUUGCCUUGUAACCCAAGACGAAUACAAGUUGAUAUAUUUAUAGGACUAGUAAACUGUCAUUGUUCACAUAAAAUCCUCACAACUUGGAGAUAUUAACCUCUACUCCUAGCCUUGUAGUAAGCAAGUGAACAGCGAAUCAAACAUGGGAGACAUUGAACAACCCCUCAAACUACGCUCAUUGGGAAGAUCUGAACAGCUUUCGGCAGUCUCUCACGCCCUAGGUUUUUUCAACAAUGUAGGCUUAUCUGCACACUACUUAGUAUCCGAAAAUGCUGCUCAGUAUGACCUACAACGCAUUAUUUACGCUGCAUUGGCACAUGUAAUACAAGAACACACCAUUUUGUCAGCCAUUCCUGUCGACGAAGACUCUCCAGAUUCGUACUGGGUCCAGCUGCCGACGAUCGAUCUCGCACGCUCCGUUACUUUCUUGACUCGAGCACGGCCACUGGAAGAGACUGGAGAAGACUCCGAGCUCGAUGAGAUACUUCAAGAACAACACAAUAUAGACUUCAAGUCCGAUUACGGCACCCUGCCAUUCUGGCGCUUGGUAAUUCUCCGAGAUGCAGAGAAUGAGCUCAGCUUCACUGCCUCAUUCAUUUUCUACCACGGCAUCGGCGACGGCGCAGCCGGCCUAGUUUUCCACAAAUCCUUCAGCGAAGCACUAAAUGCAGCUUCCUCAUCAAGCGAAUCCUUGUCAAACACUGCCACACUCGUCCACUCCUCACCCGACGCCCGACUCCUCCCAACCCUCGAACAACUACACCCACUCCCCCUCAACCCAAAUCCAGUCGACCACCACACUCAAGGCCUCCAAGAAUGGACUGGCGAUUCCAUCCGCCUCCCCUGCCAAACCCACUGCCGCACACUCUACCUCUCUCCCACCUCCUCCACCGCUUUCGUGCAAAAAUGCAAGUCAAACAAUCUAUCCGUCACAGCCGGUCUCCAAGCAACCCUCGCCCACUCCCUCUUCGACACCCUCCCACCAACCACAGAAGCACUCACAGGCAUCAUACCCAUCAACCUCCGCCCCUGGCUCAACCUCCCCGCAACCACCGCCACAAAUGCAAUUGGCAGCUUCAUCGACGCUAUCAAAGUGCAAACACCGCGUUCACACUUUGCCACUGAGUCGACAGACACAGUAUCUGGACUGCCGGCUGCACGUCACACUGCAGACGCGAUAUCCAAGUAUCUAACCAGCAACCCCUCACCGUCAGGUGAGCCCUACACUUCUGUCGCAUUUUUCGGCGCAAUACCCGAUGUCGCUGUUGCGUUUAAGAGUAUGAUCGGGGCGCCGCGGGAUGCCGCGUUUGAGAUUUCGAAUGUUGGACAGUUCGCAGGUAGUGCGGGGGAUGAGGAGGCGGCGAAGUGGCGCGUGGGUAGGAUGGUAUUUAGUCGUAGUGCGGUGGCGUUUGGGGCUGCACUGAAUACGAGUGUUGUAUCUGGUGCGGAUGGGGGGUUGACAAUUGGGUUUUGUUGGCAGGAGGGGGUGCUGGAGGAUGGGUUUGUGGACGGGGUUGUGAAGGGGUUCGGGGGAUAUUUUGAGUCCGAGGGGUUUUAGCACGAGAGUUACUGGGAAUAGUUGGAGUGGAUAGAUUGGUAUGAAGGAAUGUAGAAAGGUUUGUGCAUCCUUGAGUGUUGGUGUAGGUUACAUGGUUUUCUUAGAUUCGGGAUGUUGUAGGGGGAGUGGUAUCAAAACAGCCCGGAUAGUGCUGAUCGUAAGGAGCAAUAGCAACAAUAUACCAGCCAGAGUUUAAUAUGAGAGCAGAGAGGGAUAACGCAAUCUUCUUGUUCUCAGACCUUAUCAUCUCACUGUGC
This is a messenger RNA of Bipolaris sorokiniana ND90Pr, 1845 nucleotides long. RefSeq lists its product as uncharacterized. The coding region runs from base 173 to 1588 and encodes 471 amino acids. The record is from RefSeq and is a predicted model, not a curated record. Gene Ontology annotation, molecular function: N-acetyltransferase activity. NCBI's taxonomy places the organism in Eukaryota, Fungi, Ascomycota, Dothideomycetes, Pleosporales, Pleosporaceae. The transcript has 2 exons.